UAAAACUGACCAAAAUGGCCGCUGUAAAUAUUGGUGCAAGAAAAAUUAGACUGAGUAUAGAAUAAUAACAUUAACACAGUAUGAAUGGAACUUUGACAAACAUGCAUGAACAUUUGCAGGGACCUGGAAAUGUACCAUAUGGUCAAGGACCUCCACCUCAAUAUAAUGGUGGACUAGGAAACCCCGGACCUGGCAUUGCACCACCUCCUUUCGGUCAUGGUGGUCCGGGAACGGCUCCACCUCCUUUUGGUUAUGAUGGUCAACAGAAUGGUCCAGGGGCAGCUCCAUAUCCUCAAGGCUAUGGAUCAGAAUUUGGACCACCGCCAUCUGGGUAUGGUGGAUAUCCUCAACCACAACAACAAUAUGGAGGUCACCAACAGUCACAACAGAAUACAGUAAUUAUAACAGGACAACCAUCCACAAUUAUUCAUCAACAAAAACGAGAAAGAUUUGCUGAUAAUAUUUGCCUCAACCUGAUUUUAGUAUUCUUCUUCCCAUUUUGGAUAUUCGUCUGGAUAUGUAUGUGCAUGUUUGAGACAUAAACAUGUAAGAUAUGUAAGAUUCGGAAUAGCGGGAUUGUUUCAUUUGACCAACUGAAAAAUGAAGCAACAUU
This is a messenger RNA of Mytilus trossulus (common blue mussel), 613 nucleotides long. RefSeq names its product cysteine-rich and transmembrane domain-containing protein 1-like. The transcript has 6 exons. Lineage: Eukaryota; Metazoa; Mollusca; Bivalvia; Mytilida; Mytilidae. The record is from RefSeq and is a predicted model, not a curated record. Bases 81 to 542 code for a protein of 153 amino acids.